Molecule: messenger RNA, 390 nt
Organism: Symbiodinium pilosum
Lineage: Eukaryota; Dinophyceae; Suessiales; Symbiodiniaceae
Source: the annotation of a GenBank genome assembly
AUGCCUGACCGUUUCUGUGUCAAACCCAUGUUUGGUCCAAUUUCAACAGUCAAAGUUGACUUUGUGCUUGACUAUUUUCCCGAGGAUAAGCUGAUUGGAGAGUUCACGCAGCCAGCUUUCCGCUAUAAGCUGCGAGAUGCCCUGGAUGGGUCCGAAGGCGACAUGAUGAAGCAGGCUCAUGCGCGGCGAGACGUGUGCAUGGCCGUGGAGAUCCCGCUGCUCGCAAAGUAUGGCUACGAUGCCUCAGAAGAGGGAAUCCAUCAGCACAGUGCGGCCAUGGCUUCGUUGCUGAAGGACUGCCCAGACCUGGUGGAGAAGAACCAUGAGCUGGCACGCCUGGUGAACCCAACCAUGGACGUGGAUGAGGACACCCACAUUACUGCUGAUUAA